Molecule: messenger RNA, 2783 nt
Organism: Aspergillus ibericus CBS 121593
Lineage: Eukaryota; Fungi; Ascomycota; Eurotiomycetes; Eurotiales; Aspergillaceae
Exons: 1
Coding region: 456-2474 (672 amino acids)
Cellular component (GO): TORC1 complex; fungal-type vacuole membrane
Source: RefSeq, a predicted model, not a curated record
CCCCCCGUCACCUCUCCUCUCUCUCUCUCUCUCUCUCUCUCUCUCUCUCUAUCCCGAACCCCUCCUCGCUGCCUCCCUCCUUAUCCGGCCUCGGUGUAACACAUCUCGCGUCAUCCACCAAUUGCCUCUUCCCCGCGUUGUCGGAUCGUCGACUCAGCCGGAGACUGCCUCUCAUUGCUUUUGCUCUGCGUGCUGGCUGGCUGGUGUGCUUGCUUGCCUGCCUCUCUCUGUCCCGCCCGCCAAUAUUUUCUGCAGCGUUCUGGCUGCUGUCGUGACACCGGGGCUGCUUCCUGGGCCGGUCUCUGCAGUGCAGGAGCCCUCCCUCCAAUCGCCUCGAUCGCUAUUUUUCCGAUUGCUGCUCAUCGCCCGAUCCGGCGCCAUUUCCCGUGGCCCGUUGGGACGCCCUUGCCUGACCCUGCCUUGCCUUGCCUGCCAGCCUGCCUGUGAUUGCCGCCAUGCCGACCUCCAACACCUCCUCCCCCGUUAAGCGCCCGGGGCUGGGCCGCCGCGCUGUCUCCUCUCACGCGGUUGUCACGCGCUCCUCGUCCUCGACCCAAGGCGAGCUGGCUCACUCCCACUCCUCCAACUCCCAAAAGCCUACCCAUAGGCCACAUCGUCCCCAUCUUGUCGGCGGCGGUCGCAACCAUCACCGCAACCCAUCCUUCGGAAAGAAUUUAAACAAACUACAACGACACCAGUCCGCCCAGCAGAUCGUUACGGAAGGAUCCGCUCGCCUGCAUCAGCGCAAGAAGUCCGCACCUACGACGCCUGUUGCUGCGACGCCUGCUGCAAGCCCGCGUGGGCAGCACGUCCGCUGGGAUGGGGUGUUGGACGAACCUCACCGCAGCACCGGUUCGAUGAAAAAGAAUUACUCCAGCCCGGCUCUCCGACGAAAUACCUCGGGUGUCUUGGGCAAGAAAGCUCUAGUCACUGACCGUCCUCACACCAGUUCCGGGAAGAAGAAAACCGUGGGCUUUGAACUGGCGGAUUCCGACAACGACGACGCUGACUGGGAAGAUACCACUCAAUCACCUGAAAGUACACGGCGCAGCUCGGUGGCACAAUCGAAAGAGAGUGUGGAGAACCCUGCCGUGCUGGUAGACCCCCUUACUUUCGUCAAACGCUCCUACCCGCAGUUCCCUCGAGCAACCAGCCUUCCAGAGUCAACCAGUAAGAGUUUCGGUGACGACCAUCUAUCGGACGACGACGACCAAGACGACGACCACGACAGUCACGACCACGACGACACUGCUACACAACGGCCGUCCGAUUCGGAGGAAAGAAGCGAGGAGUCCAGUCGCGCUCUCGACCACGCUGAUAUUGCAGCACGCCUGUUAAGUCCGUCGCACUCCGCAAAAGCGCCCCCCGCCAUGUCUUCCAUAUCGGCUACGGUGAAGCCGACCGUGGGGGAUCCGCUUUCUCGUAACGCCUCGCUGACCAAUUUGGCUUCUGGGCAUGAGGGCGCACGGCGCCCGCUAUCCUCGUCCCACACUACGUUGGCGAAUACUCCCGGUAAUCACACGCAGGCUACGUCGUCUUCUAUCGAAGGUGGUGUCUCGAAGUUCAUCAUUAACAACAAGGCUGGGUCGCACGCAUUUUCACGUGCCGACUCUGAUCCAAACACUCCGUCUUCUUUCCUGCCACACUAUCACCCUCAGACACCACCAUCCCCGAAUCGUGGCACAAGCUCGAGGAGAGCACGAGCCUCGCCACCUUCACGGCCUCCAGGCGCCGAGCCCCAUUCCCGCACACAGCAGAAGCUUUGGUUGCAGCGCACCGCAGCACUCAACACUUCGCCGCCUGAUGGCCAUGGUGUGUCAACGGCUGUGUCUCCAGCAGCGAUAGACCCCGCCUUUGCUGUAACCCACACACGACCGGGUUCUGGGCCCUUUGAACCCGGCAGGACACUAGUAAACGGACCUUCCAGAGCAAGUGGGACAGUGCAUGACAAUGAAGUCAAACACAUCCGCAAAGCGUACGAGAAGACGGCAUUAGAACUGACCGUCGUACGAAGGUUCCAGUCCCCCACCGGGGAUAGCUUCAAUCGCUUGAACAUCAUUCUCAAUGAUUUCAAAGGUGCUAACUCUGGCCUGGAACAACGCUCGUCGCUUGGCAAGCCGAUCAAGUCAGCACCAGCACUGACGCUUCUGCAAGACGAAAGGCAACAAGGCAUAGGCCGCCAUAGCGCCAGCCCCGAACCCAGACAGCUUGUGGGCAGAAGAGACCAAGAAAUGCAUACGUCGGUCUCGCAGGCUUAUUUGCAAGAUCCAGAAGAUCUUGUGAAUGAGUCCACCGGUGCAGGCCCGGGACCCAAGUCUCAACACCCGUCCCAUCGCAUACUAUCCACAUCCGACGAGCCUGUCCAUGGCAGUUCGGCCCCCGAAGACAUCCCGGAAGACACGCUUCUAGCCAAUGAGGCUGAGAUGAUGAUCCGUCGCAUGUGGGAAAGCCGAGAAGUAGCCACCGCCGGCUAAUUGUACAACACUCCCCUCUGUUUCUAUUAUUUAUCACCGUCACUCAGUCUGUUUUCGGUCUCUGUUUUUAGCAACCACGGCGUUCAGGGCUGCAUGUUGUAGCGCAUAGGGUCGUUCCGGAGUCAAUCUUCUGCGCAAAUUGCGUCGUGAUGAGGUAUUACCUUGGGCUUUUAUUCAGACUGCUGCUUUUAUAUUCUUUUCCCUUCUCCCCUUUUAGCCUUUUUCUGUGUCCAUCUUAUGCUACGAUGAUAGAUACUUUCUACGUAAUAAUGUAAUUAAUUUAGUGAAAACCAAAGCCCUAGAUAAUUA